CAAACAGUGCUCGAGUGACGAGACGCGACCAUUGCACUACUGAACCAUGCUCCUAUUAUUCGCUUCGUAGUAAUGACGACACGGGGAACUCAAGAUUCCCUCAGUUGUUCGGCUCAAGAACUAAACCGGAGUUUUAAUUGGAAUUUCAAACUUGGUUGACGAUUUCCAUUCCCUUUUCCAUCGAACUCUAAUCCAGAAAACGGAUGAAUGUUUUUUUUUUUUUUUGAGAUUCUAGGGUUUUGGAUUCUUUGGAGCUGAAGACGAUGACUGAUACCAACGGCAACAGCAGCGGCAAUAACGACCACCACCACCACCACCACCACCACCAUCAACAAGAUCUCGGCCUGUACUUACUGGAGUUGUCUCGCCAUGGCUCAUCCCAAGUUCCGUGCGACAUGGACGAGGACGAGGAGGCGCCGACGGAGCUCAACACCAUAAACAGCUCUGGAGGCUAUCUGGUAGUGUCCACAGAUAAGCUCUCUAUUAAGUACACCAGUGUGGACCUUCAUGGCCAUGACGUUGGUGUGAUUCAAGCUAAUAAACCUGCUCCGAAGAAGCGCCUCGUCUACUAUUUCGAAAUCUACGUCAAGGAUGCUGGAACUAAGGGUCACGUGGCAAUUGGGUUUACCAGUAAAGGCUUCAAGAUGCGAAGACAACCAGGGUGGGAGCCCAAUAGUUAUGGAUAUCAUGGGGAUGAUGGAUUACUUUACCGUGGACCAGGGAAAAGUGAAACUUUUGGCCCAACAUUUACGUCAGGUGAUACAGUUGGUGGUGGAAUUAACUAUGCCACCCAAGAAUUCUUUUUCACCAAAAAUGGGCAAGUAGUAGGUACAGUUUACAAGGACUUGAAGGGUCCUCUUUUUCCAACCCUUGCUGUCCAUAGCCAAAAUGAAGAAGUGCAUGUGAACUUUGGGCAGAAAGCAUUUGCUUUUGAUUUGAAGGAAUUUGAAGCUCAAGAAAGGAUGAAGCAACAACUGAAAAUAGAGGAAAUACCUCUGCCACCAAAUGUUAGUUAUGGAAUUGUUCGUUCCUACCUUCUACACUAUGGCUACGAAGAUACACUGAAUUCAUUUGAUGUGGCUAGUAGAAGUACUGUUCCUCCUGUUUAUAUAGCUCAAGAAAAUGGAGUUGAUGGGCAAGGUAUAACAUAUGCUUUAAGUCACCGAAAGACUCUACGACAGCUAAUCAGAAACGGGGAGAUUGAUGCUGCCUUUAGUAAAUUGCGUGAAUGGUAUCCACAGAUUGUUGAGGAUAAUACAUCAGCUACGUGCUUUCUUCUUCAUUGUCAAAAGUUUAUUGAAUUAGUUCGGGUAGGAGCACUGGAGGAGGCUGUCAAAUAUGGAAGAAUAGAAUUGGCAAGAUUUUUUGGGUUGCCUACUUUUGGAGAUUUAGUUCAGGAUUGUGUCGCAUUGCUCGCGUAUGAACAACCACAGGAAUCCACUGUAGGUUAUCUUCUUCAGGACUCACAGCGGGAAGUUGUUGCUGAUACGGUAAAUGCAAUGAUCUUGUCCACAAAUCCCAAUGUGAAAGACUCAAAAAAUUGCUUGCGCUCGAAUCUCGAGAGGUUGCUCAGACAGCUCACUGCUUGUUGCUUAGAGAGACGGUCUUUGAACGGCGAUCAAGGAGAAGCUUUUCAGCUGCAGAGACUGCUUAGCACCGGUAAAAAUUGCUAGUGCCAGAUCAUCUCAAUGUUGUCAAUGAUCAUAGUUCUUAGAAGACAAUGCCAGGUCAUCAAAUUGAUCUAUCUAGUCUCUUACAAUGUUAUCCUCCCCCAGCCCACCCGAAGAACGACCACCUGUUCCAUAUGCUCCAUUACUUUGAAACCGGGAAUUCUCUUUGUGCAAGCAAGCUUGUAGCCUCAUCUUCAUGAUUUAAUAUAAAUGAUUAAUUGAACUCUGUA
Messenger RNA from Prosopis cineraria, 1900 nucleotides. RefSeq names its product ran-binding protein M homolog. Gene Ontology annotation, biological process: cell surface receptor signaling pathway; cytoskeleton organization. Gene Ontology annotation, cellular component: cytoplasm. The record is from RefSeq and is a predicted model, not a curated record. Bases 264 to 1673 code for a protein of 469 amino acids. Gene Ontology annotation, molecular function: protein binding. The transcript is spliced from 10 exons. Lineage: Eukaryota; Viridiplantae; Streptophyta; Magnoliopsida; Fabales; Fabaceae.